Molecule: messenger RNA, 750 nt
Organism: Didymodactylos carnosus
Lineage: Eukaryota; Metazoa; Rotifera; Eurotatoria; Philodinida; Philodinidae
Source: the annotation of a GenBank genome assembly
AUGGCACGCCUGCGAGUACACUGUAACGUUUAUAUUCAGAUCCAAAUAGCUCAUUUUAAAGCUCAAUUAUCAAAAGCUCGUACAUUAAAACAAGCAUUAGCUGUUUAUGCUGAUUCAGACAUCACUAACAAGCAUCAAGUAGCGAUGCAAGUGGACAUGCGAAAAAUGGAGUCGGAUAUAAAUAAACAACUCCAACAAUAUAAUACAGAAGAAAAAACUGUACAAUAUGUAGCCGGUGGCUGUUUACCAAGAGUGACAUGUAUUCCUGUUUAUGAAAAACAAGUGAAAAUGGGAGGAGUCAUUUUUCCUAAUUGUGUUGAAGUUCACGUGUGUAGUGGAUGUUGUCAAGAAGCACAAUUUACUUGUGAACCGACGAAAACUGAAACAAUUUCCUUUAGUCCGAUUAUUCGCUUCGAAAAUGAAGGUAAUUUCCGUAUUAUUGCCUUGGAACCGUUUAAAACAAUUAAUCAUACCGAAUGUUCUUGCAAGUGUAAACUGGGAACUGAUACAUGUCCCAGUAGUGCACAGAUACUUGAUAAAGAAUUAUGUCAUUGUCGAGAUAGAAUUUGUAGUCCGGCUUGUUAUGCUAUGCAAAAAUGUCAAAUAUUACAUUCCCAACAACCCCAAUGUGUAUGCAAACGACCAAUUCCUGGUCAAAAUAAUUCCUACUUUUGUCCAUUUGGUUCUCAUCCCGAUGCAUAUUGCAGAUGUGAAACAGAAGCAGAAGCUAAUAAAGUAAGAGUUGAUUAG